Pediculus humanus corporis (human body louse) is the source of this 1257-nucleotide messenger RNA. Its product is annotated as elongation factor 1-alpha, putative. NCBI's taxonomy places the organism in Eukaryota, Metazoa, Arthropoda, Insecta, Psocodea, Pediculidae. Bases 1 to 1257 code for a protein of 418 amino acids. The record is from RefSeq and is a predicted model, not a curated record. Gene Ontology annotation, biological process: translation; translational elongation. Gene Ontology annotation, molecular function: GTPase activity; GTP binding; translation elongation factor activity. The transcript has 7 exons.
AUGCCUAAAGAGAAGAUUCAUAUUAACAUUGUCGUUAUUGGGCACGUAGAUUCUGGUAAAUCGACCACCACUGGACAUCUUAUUUACAAAUGUGGAGGUAUUGAUAAACGUACAAUUGAAAAAUUUGAAAAAGAAGCCCAAGAAAUGGGUAAGGGAUCUUUCAAGUAUGCUUGGGUUUUGGAUAAAUUGAAGGCUGAACGAGAAAGAGCAGCAGGAACUGGUGAAUUUGAAGCUGGUAUCUCUAACAACGGACAAACUCGAGAGCACGCUUUGCUUGCUUUCACUUUAGGUGUCAAGCAACUGAUUGUAGGAGUUAAUAAAAUGGACUCAACUGAGCCACCAUACAGUGAGUCUCGGUUCGAAGAAAUCAAAAAAGAAGUAUCUAAUUAUAUCAAGAAAGUUGGUUAUCAACCUGCUAGUGUUGCUUUUGUACCAAUAUCUGGUUGGCAAGGUGAUAACAUGUUGGAACCAUCUGAUAAAAUGCCUUGGUUCAAGGGAUGGAAAAUUGAACGUAAAGAUGGCAACGCUGAAGGAAAAACUUUGAUUGAUGCUCUUGAUGCUAUUUUACCACCAAGCAGACCAACUGAAAAGCCUCUUCGACUGCCAUUACAGGAUGUAUACAAAAUUGGUGGUAUCGGUACUGUGCCUGUUGGUAGAGUAAAAACUGGAGUUUUGAGACCUGGUAUGGUCAUUACUUUUGCUCCGAUUAAUUUAACUACUGAAGUUAAGUCUGUUGAAAUGCACCACGAAAACUUACAAGAAGCUGUGCCAGGAGAUAACGUCGGUUUUAACGUCAAAAACGUUUCCGUAAAAGAAUUGCGACGUGGAUACGUUGUUGGUGACGCUAAAAAUAAUCCACCAAAAGCUGCAGCUGAUUUCCUUGCUCAGGUCAUUGUGCUAAAUCACCCUGGACAAAUAUCAAACGGAUAUACUCCCGUAUUAGAUUGUCAUACGGCUCACAUAGCCUGUAAAUUUGCUGAAAUCAAAGAGAAAUGUGACCGUCGUACAGGAAAAACAACCGAAGAAAAUCCCAAGAGCAUUAAAACAGGAGAUGCAGCCAUCGUUAACUUGGUUCCAUCUAAAUCCAUGUGUGUUGAAUCUUUCUCCGAAUUUCCGCCUCUAGGUCGUUUUGCCGUUCGUGACAUGAGGCAAACCGUUGCUGUCGGAGUUAUUAAAUCUGUUACUCAGAAGGAUGUAACUUCUGGAAAAGUAACGAAAGCCGCAGAAAAAGCCACAGAAAAAGCCAGGAAAAAAUAA